ACCACACUGAGCAACUCCAGGUAUCAUUCUUUUGGGCCCCAUUUACCUGAGCACCUACUGGCAGGCUGGUUCGUCAGAGUCCUGGUUUUCUGCCCAACAGAGAUCCUUGCUGGGAGACAGCAUGUCCAAUUUUCCCUUGAGAAAAUCAUCUCCCACAAAAAAUGAUAUGAAAAGCACAUCUCAGGGGACCACAGUGAGGCAACAGGGAUUUCAUGAGGUGAACAAAAGAAGGACUUUCUUACAAGAUAGCAGCUGGAUAAAGAAACGUCCUGAAGAAGAAAAAGAUGAAAAUUAUGGUAGGGCGGUGCUCAACCGACACAACUCUCAUGAUGCCUUGGACAGGAAGAUAAAUGAGAGAGAUGAGCCAAAAGCCACACUGAGUCGGUACAGAUCUGAUGACACUUUGGACAGGAAGAAAGGGCUCAUCUCUACAGAGAAAAGGAGCAUUUCCACGUUUAAACCACCAGAAGCAACUAAGCCGCAGCCCAGCAGUCUGUUGAGUGCAAACAUCGCCACUACCACAUCCUCGCCCUCUGCUAUCACCCCUGUAAAGAAAAAGAGACAGUCCUGGUUUCCUCCUCCUCCUCCUGGUGAUAAUGCCACCCACAGCACAGGAGCCAGCAGAAGGGAACCAGCUACUCACCCUCCAAUACCACCAAAGCCAAGUGCUUCUGUUUAUUCUCCUAACCAACAGAGACGGGAUAAUAGGCAGAUAUGUCCACCUAAACUAGCCACCUCUGCAGAAACCAAUAGAUCUGCUGAAAGAAAUAUAAGGAGUCAGGAUCUUGAUAACAUUGUCAAAAUGGCCACGUCCCUUCAGAAAACCGACAAAGGUGAAGAAUUGGAUAAUCUCAUCAAAAUGAACAAAAGCUUGAAUAGAAAUCAAGGUCUCGAUGGUCUCUUCAGAGCAAAUCCAAAGGUGGAGCAAACAGAGAAAAGAGCCAAAAGCCUUGAAAGUCUCAUCUUUAUGACUACUCCAAUUGACAAAGAUGGCAAAAGAAAUCAGACUCUUGACAAUUUCAUUAAAGAAAAUCCCAGAACACUCAGCAGUGACAAAGGCCAAGAUCCUGAAUCCAUUGUCAAAGCGAAUGUCGGGACCAAUAAGAUCAGCAGAGGCAGUAAAGACUUUGAUAAUGUUAUCAAAGUGAAUCCCAAAGGAAAUGAAAGUACCACUAGAAAACAAGACCCUGAUGGACUUACUAAAGUGAAUCCUGAAACAAAUAAAAAUAUCAAGAGGGGCCAGAGCCUUGACAAUCUCAUCAAAGUGACCUCUGAAGUAAACAGAAGCAACCAAGGGUCUGGAAAUCUUAACAACCUCAUCAAAGUGAAUCCAGGAACAGGAAAAAGUGUACAAUGGGAUCAAAGUCUUGACAGUCUCAUCAAAGUGGCUCCUGAAACAAACAGAACAAAACAACAAGGAAACGAAGACCUGGAGAAUCUUACCAGAGUGAUCCCCUCACCAAACAAAAGCUGUGAAAAAACUCUUGAUGAACCCAGUAAUGUAAGCCUCAAAGCUGCCAUAAACACUGCUGGAAACCAUGAUCUUGAUAAACUCAUCAAGGUGAAUCCUGAAAUUCUUGCAACCAACGAAAGAAACCAAUAUCUGGAUAACCUCAUCAAAGUGAAUCCUGCAGUAAUCAGAAGCAAUCAGAGCUCAGAGUUGGACAAUUUCAUUAAAGUGAAACCUUCAGCUCUCAGAAACACUAGUCGAGAUCAAGACCUGGCAAAUGUAAUUGAGGUAAAUUCUCAUGUGUCUGAAAAUAAGAAUGGAAGACUGGAUGGCCAACUCAAUGGAUUCACCGGAGCUCCGUGCAACCAGUCCACAAGGACCACUACUUAUUCUUAUGAAUCCAGGAACAAUUUCAGCUCCAGUGCUGGAACCAGGAGUGCCGGGCCGAAGGAUACUGUUGUGUAUACAAGGACGUAUGUGGAGAAUAGUAAAUCACCAAAGGAUGGCUAUCAGGAGAUUAUCUCUGGGAAAUACAUACAGACUGUGUAUUCCACUUCAGAUAGGUCUGUCAUUGAAAGAGAUAUGUGCACUUACUGCCGUAAACCCUUGGGUACAGAAACGAAAAUGAUUUUAGAUGAGUUACAAAUUUGCUGCCAUUCCACUUGCUUUAAGUGUGAAAUAUGCAAAAAGCCUUUGGAAAAUCUACAGGCAGGUGACAGUAUUUGGAUUUACAGACAGACAAUACAUUGUCAACCUUGCUACUCUAAAGUUAUGGCAAAGUGGAUUCAAUAAUUCUUGCAUGUGGAAAUCAAGAUGAAAAGCAUUCAUUAAGGAAUUAAUAAGUUUAAUUUUAAGAAUAUAUAAUCCAGAAAAGCUUUUACACUGAAGAUUUAUAUAAAAUUAAUGAUUCUGCUAUUACAUAAAUAAUCUAAUUGCCUGCAAUAAGGUCAUAAACAUAAAAAAAAAUCUGACUAGAUUUAGUGAUAAAAAAUUUGUGUGGUUCCAGUUGCUAAUGUCAAAAGAAUGAGCUUCUCAUGGCAGUUAGUACUGUCGGCCCUAGCCAGGUCGAUCCCUGCUCUACACGUGGGUUGUGCAUCGUGAUUUCCAUUGCAGCCACACUUCUCACGUUCUCACCUUUGUCUUCCUGAAAUGAAUUCACAGAUAUUGACAUACUGACAAAAGAAAUGCCAAUUAAGAUUUCCAUAUGAAGCUUUGAACAAAGAUGCUAACAUUAAAAAGUUGUAUGGACUUCAGAAGAUAAGUUAAAAUUUCCAGAUCCCUGAGCCAUAAUUUAUAACAAGAGGGACAUUGAACACAAUGAUUCCGACAGUCUCUUUGUUCCUCCAAUUUUCUGAUUCUAAAGCAAGUUUGAGUUUGCUUAUGUGUAUGCUAAGCAUUUUGCAAUAGAACAUAGAAACAAUUUAAUCUCAAUGUCAUCCUUCAGCUUAUCACAGGCAUGGUUUUUAUAGCCUGCAUUUAAAAAGAUAAAUAAAUUUGUGGGUAAUAGGUAAAAUCAUAUGGCAUUAAUAAAUUGUUUACAUAUUAUAAUUCAUUAAAUUUUCUUUGCAUGUAUUUGAA
Lepus europaeus (European hare) is the source of this 3028-nucleotide messenger RNA. RefSeq names its product sciellin (gene SCEL). The transcript has 34 exons. Gene Ontology annotation, biological process: epidermis development. The record is from RefSeq and is a predicted model, not a curated record. Gene Ontology annotation, cellular component: cytoplasm. NCBI's taxonomy places the organism in Eukaryota, Metazoa, Chordata, Mammalia, Lagomorpha, Leporidae. The coding region runs from base 122 to 2242 and encodes 706 amino acids.